UGUCUGUCUGUCUCUCUGUCUGUCUGUCGGGACUUGAGCGCACACCGGUGCCGGUUACAGGCGUGCGGAUAGCGGCGGGAAGGAGUCGGACUGAACCGUUUAUCACCGUUCACUAAAAACUCUGUCAUGUUUAAAACCCGCAACAUCCAUCAAACUGCGUGACUUGAUUAUUAUUUUAUUUUUUCCCGGUGAAGAUGUUGACAGACAUGAUUGUGGAGGAAGAAUUUGAGAUCAAGGAGGAGGAGCCGUGGUACGACAAGCAAGACCUUGAACAUGACCUGCAGCUUGCAGCCGAGCUCGGGAAAAGUCUUCUGGAGCGAAACAGGGAGCUGGAGCAAGGGCUGCAGCAGAUGUACUCCACCAACCAAGAGCAACUGCAGGAGAUCGAGUACCUGACGAAGCAGGUGGACCUCCUCAGGCAGGUCAAUGAUCAGCAUGCUAAAGUGUACGAGCAGCUGGACGUGUCGGCCCGAGAACUGGAGCAGAGCAACCACAAACUUGUUCUGGACAACAGGAUGGCCCAGCAGAAGAUCCAGGGGCUGACAGAAACGGUGGAGCUGCUGCAGACACAGGUGGAGGAGCUACAACAUCAGGUGGAGGACCUAAAGUUGAGUCCUUGUCAGCCUCAGAAGGCACGCACCACUCAGAGUGUGUCCUGCCUGAAAGAGCUGCAAAACACACUCAGGUAUGACUCCGACGAGCCCUCAGACGGACUUGAGUCCGACAUGUCGUGGCACGAGGAGGAGCAGGCGUCGCUACGAGAAUCCCUCCACACCCUACAGACUCAGUUUGCCAGCGAGCGCGCCCGGAGGGAGGAGUCGGAGCGUGUGGCCGAGCUGCUCGCCGGUGAAAAUGCAGCUCUGGAGCAGCAGCUGGCGGGGAUGGAGGGCUGUCAGGCCAGAGUAGCCGAGCUGGAACGUGAGGCAGAAGAGCUUCGUCAGCUCUGGAAAUCAGAAUCCUCCACAAGAUCCAUCAGGCAUGACAUCAUCCACAGCCUGCUGCCCAACUCAAUGUUCCUCAACCCGGAGGAGGACAGCGAAGGAGGUGCUGCUGCAGUGAAAAGCCCGUGGGUCCUGAAGCGCUGGGACAGCGAGCGGCUGAUGAAACUGGCACAGACGCCAGACUCUCCCGACAGGAUCUACGACCACGAGUGCUCCUGCGUGCGCCGAGCCGAGGUGGUGAAGUAUCGCGGGAUCUCGCUGCUCAACGAGGUCGACGCCCAGUACAGUGCCUUGCAGGUGAAGUACGACGAGCUGCUGCAGCGGUGCCACCUGGGGCUGCAGGAGGAGGAGGAGGAGGAGCAGGAUGGGCAGAGCCAUAAGUCAGUCCAGACUGCAUCCCUCACUGCCACUUGUCCUGCUCCGAUGGACAUGGAGGACGACUUUCACCAGCCGGAGUACAAGGAACUUUUUAGGGAAAUUUUCUCCCGCAUUCAGAAAACCAAAGAGGACCUGAUUGAAAACAGAGGGAGAGCCACAGCUGGUGAAACGCUGCCUGUUUUGAAUUAGUUGCUUCCCCCCAAAUGAAACCAAGACCUGCUGCAAAAUUAAUUUUGUCUUCCAGUUAAAGAGCGAUUCUUUGGAAAGACUUUUCUAGCAGUACGUGAAGCUAACUAACUCUACACUUUACUGUAUGUUAUUUGCCCAGAAAUAGU
Messenger RNA from Larimichthys crocea (large yellow croaker), 1654 nucleotides. RefSeq names its product cerebellar degeneration-related protein 2. The record is from RefSeq and is a predicted model, not a curated record. Lineage: Eukaryota; Metazoa; Chordata; Actinopteri; Sciaenidae. Bases 195 to 1508 code for a protein of 437 amino acids. The transcript has 6 exons.